Ostrinia furnacalis (Asian corn borer) is the source of this 1448-nucleotide messenger RNA. Its product is annotated as zinc carboxypeptidase-like. The transcript has 6 exons. The record is from RefSeq and is a predicted model, not a curated record. The coding region runs from base 51 to 1430 and encodes 459 amino acids. NCBI's taxonomy places the organism in Eukaryota, Metazoa, Arthropoda, Insecta, Lepidoptera, Crambidae. Gene Ontology annotation, molecular function: zinc ion binding; metallocarboxypeptidase activity. Gene Ontology annotation, biological process: proteolysis.
AUUUAGUUUAACUAAGUAGUCAUUUUUGAAUUUCAUUCAGAGACGCUAUAAUGAAGAGCAUAGCAAUUAUCGCCCUAUUCGGGGUUUUUGGUUCAGCAUUCGCUGUAAAUAGCUACGAAAACUAUAAAGUGUACAAAGUAGUGCCUAAUUCAGUUGAACAAGUUCAAAUUUUGGUUGAUUUGCGUAAAGAAGGUUACGACUUUUGGACUGACGUGUUUGAUGUUGGUAGCGAUGUGAGGAUCAUGGUGUCACCGUCACAGGAUGAAGAAUUCAGCCAGUAUAUUACUAAAGUUCGAUUAAAUGCGGUAGUUGCUAUUGCUAAUGUUCAAGAACUCAUCAAUGCUCAGAAAAUUCCAGCAGAAAACGCACGUUCUAGUCGCUUGGGGUCGUACAGUUGGGACAGAUAUUAUUCUCUUAGUGAAAUCCACGCGUGGCUAGAUGAGCUUGAAACUACAUACCCUGACUACGUCAAAACUGUCACUGUGGGUCGUUCCUAUGAAGGCAGAGAGAUCAAAGGAGUAGUCAUAGAUCUAAAAGCUGGCAACAGAGAAGGAACACCCUUGGUUGGAAUGAUAGAAGGAGGAAUACACGCACGAGAAUGGAUAUCUCCGGCUACCGUAACUUGGAUAAUCAAGGAGUUUUUGACGAGCACCGACCCUGAUGUGAAAUUCAUGGCCGAGACCCUCGUCUGGCAUAUUUUCCCAGUCAUCAACCCAGAUGGCUACUUGUACUCUUUCAACAAUGACCGUAUGUGGAGAAAGAACAGGAACCCCGCAAAUCACGUCCAAUGUGGAACUGACGAUGACAUUGGCAAUGGAAUAGACCUGAACAGAAAUUUUGAUUUCGUAUGGAGAACCAUCGGAGCUUCAUCAAACCCUUGUGACCAAACAUACUCCGGACCAACUCCAUCAUCAGAACUGGAAGCCAUAGCCAUUUCCAACUACGUCCUCCAACUGAAGGCCAGUGGGAACAUGAUCUAUUACUUUGCUUUCCAUUCGUACUCCCAGAUGAUUCUGGUGCCUUACAGCCAUGUUACUGGUUAUGGCGUACUAGAAGCCGAGAACUAUCCUGACAUGUAUGAAAUAGCGAUUCGUGGAGCUGAAAAACUGACAGCCCGUCAUGGAACACAAUACACUGUUGGCACAUCUGCUGAAAUUCUCUACGCAGUCAGCGGGUCCAGUUUCGACUGGGUGAAGGGUGUUGCUGAUAUUCCUAUAGUCUACUUAUUUGAGCUUCGUGACAUUGGAGAGUAUGGCUUCCUUCUUCCUACAGAACAGAUCAUUCCCAAUGCUGAAGAAAUCAUGGACUGUCUGGUUGAAAUGGAGAAGACUACGAGGAAAUUAGGGUAUUACACUGGGGCUGCGAAUGGCGUUGUUAGCUCGAUACUGGCUGUUACAUUUGGAGUUCUGAUGAUGGUUUUGAAUUAUUAAAAAGAUUUUCCUUUAUCA